AUGUCGCGACGUUCCCCCUUCCUUCUCGCCACCCUCCCACCCACCUUCAUUCCCUCCCAUUACACGGACCCCCGGCAGGUCUUAAAGGAGGGCUUGGUCUCUCUGAAGGUGCCGUACGCGUACGGCUUCUCCAUCAUCCUGCUGACGAUCAUCGUGAAGGUGGUCUUAGAGGAGGGCCUAGUCUCUCUGAAAGUGCCGUACGCGUACGGCUUCUCAAUCAUUCUUCUCACCAUCAUCGUGAAGGUGGUGACGUUCCCGCUGACGAUCAUUUCUAUGAUGCCCCGCCCCUUCCUCUCCCAUCACUCACCCUGGCAGGUGUUAGAGGAGGGCCUAGUCUCUCUGAAAGUGCCGUACGCGUACGGCUUCUCCAUCAUCCUGCUCACGAUCAUCGUCAAGGUGGUCCUAGAGGAGGGCCUGGUCUCUCUCAAGGUGCCGUACGCGUACGGUUUCUCCAUCAUUCUUCUCACCAUCAUCGUGAAGGUGGUGACGUUUCCGCUGACGAAGAAGCAGGUGGAGUCGACUCUCGCGAUGCAGAGCCUGGCGCCGCAGCUGAAGGCGAUCCAGGCGCAGUACGCGGGCGACCAGGAGCGCAUCCAGAUGGAAACCGCUAAGGUCUACCAACGCGCGGGAGUGAACCCUCUUGCAGGCUGCCUCCCCACGCUCGCUACUCUCCCAAUCUUCAUCGGCCUCUACCAGGCCCUCAGUAACGUUGCUAAGGAGGGCGUGCUCACGGAGGGAUUCUUCUGGAUCCCCUCUCUUGCCGGUCCCACGUCCAUCGAUCCCACCGUCGAAGGCUCUGGCAUCUCCUGGCUCUUCCCCUUCGUUGACGGCGCCCCUCCGCUGGGUUGGGAGGCCACAGCAGCGUACCUUGCGCUGCCAGUGCUGCUGGUGGUGUCACAGGCGCUCUCCAUGCAGAUCAUGCAGCCGCCGCAGACAGAUGACCCAGCAACGCAGCAGAGCCAGGCGAUUCUCAAGUUCCUGCCGCUCAUGAUCGGCUGGUUCUCCCUCACUGUGCCCUCCGGCCUCUCGCUCUACUGGUUUGUGAACAACGUGCUGAGCACAGGACAGACAGUCUACCUGCGCAAGAUGGGGGGAGCCACCAAUCCAGCAGCAGCAGCAGGAGUGGUGGGGGCCGAUGGGGUCAUUGACGUGGGGCUUGUAGAACCCUCUGCACCGCCCAGCACCGCUGCGUCUGCUGUGUCUGCUGCUGUGGCGGCACCAGCAGUGACGGCGCCAUCUGCUGGGGCUGCUCCCAUUGGGCUGAGCAAGGAGGAGGAGGAGAAGGAGAGGGCCCGCGCUGAAAGGUUCCGGAAACGCAAGGAGGCAGAGGCGGCAAAGCGGGCGGGAAAGGCGGUGGGGGCUGAUGAGGGAGCGGCUGCAGCAGUCGACGUGGAUGACAAGGACAGGGAACGGGCGGAGAGGUUCCGGAAGCGGAAGGAGGAGGAGAAUGCAAGACGUGCAGCCAAGGCGGCAGCCGAGCAAGGCGUGAAACCAGCUGAGGCGCAAGUACCAUUUGUUGAAGCUGUUGUCUUGCCGCCAAAUGAAAAGAGAGAAGAAACGGAAGCACGCAAGGAAGAGGUUGUCAUUGUUGAAGUCGUGGAGGAGUCUUCAGCAAAACCUACUCUGCCAGCCGUUCGAAUCGCGUUUUACUCGUCGCCAUGGGACCCGUCCGCUUCCCCUUCAGUCGUCGACGAGUUUAUCCAGUUCCUCUUCGCGGCUCUCCUCCUCGCGCGCGCUUUUUGCGGCGCCGCUGCGAUCUGGCUGUUACACGUGGCGAGGCUCUCUUUCCGCCACGUGUCCUUCGACCGCAAACUUUCAGAACCUCGCACGACUGACGGACAAGGCGACUACUUGAGAGCAGAAAAUUUCCCGAAGGUGUCGUCUUUGCCCGCUGAACCGCCUCAAGAUAAGCCGGUGGACGCGAUAAGAACAACUAGCACUGAGGACGUCACCAUGAUUGCUAGAAAUGCGGAUGACGUCACUUUCAGUCUGGAAAUUCCCGUUGGUAAUAAGGAAGAUGACGUCAGGCAGUGCUGCAGCAGCGAUCGUGGGAAGGCCUCUGACGGGCAGGAGUUUCUCCAGGUGCUUUCAGCGGAGGUGAUUCAGGUGGUUUCAGCAGAAGUGGUAAAGAUGCGGGAGGAGCUGGUGGAGGUCGUAUCUGGCGUGGUAGAGGGGAGGAGUGAGAUUGGGGCGAGGAGGGAGAAUGCGGGGAAUAGGACGACGGGUGAGAGGAGAGAGGAGGAGGAAUUGGUAGUGGGAGACGGUAAACAGGAGGAGGCGAGUGGAACGGGAGAGGAGGACGAGGGGGGAAGAGGCGGCGGAAUGGAGGAGAUUAAUAGGACAGCGGAAUUGGCGAGGGAGAAGGAGGAAGAGGAGAGAAAGUUGGAGGAAGAGAGGAUGAAACAUGAGAGGGAGCAAGAGGGGGAGCGGCAAGAGAGGGCGGAAGAAAGGGCGGCGUUGGUGGAAACGCAGGAGAUCGUUUCUGGAGACCUACGGAGUGAUGUUCAGGCAGAUUCGGACAAAGAAGCCCAGUGGGCUGAACACCAGACUGCCUCUGAAGGUGCUGAGGCGGAUGUGAUCGUAGCGAGAGCAAGGGAUGCACAGGGAGGUGUGACUAUAACGGAGGGAGUUAUAGCAGGGGAAUGCACGAGUGCACAAGGGGGCGGAGCUGGUACACAGGAGAGUGUGAUUAUAGAGGAAGGAGAUGUAUCAGGAGAGGUGGGUGUCACUGCAGAAAGUGUGACUAUAGCGGAGGGUUGUGUGGCAGAAACCGCAGAAUCUGUUACUGUAACGGAUGGUGGUGCUGUAGAAGAGGAGGGAGAAGAUGGGGAAACAGAAGUGACGGCCGUGUCGACUUUGGAAGCAGCAGCAGCAGCAGCAUGUGGUGGUGGUGCUGAGAGUGUGACAGGUGAUGGGGAAGGGGGGUUGGAGAGGAGAGGCAGCAAGGCGGGGGAGAAAGGGGAGGAGGAGGAAGAGGAGGAAGAGGAGGAAGAGGAGGAAGAGGAGGAAGAGGAGGAAGAGGAGGAAGGGGGACAAAGGCGGAAAUUGCAGUUUCUUGCAUCGACUGAAAAUGGGAUGCAGGUGCAGGAGGAGCAGGAGGAACAGGAGGAGCAGAUGCGUCAGGAGGGGCAGGAGGAGCAGGGGUUGCGUCAUGAGGUGAAGGAUGAGAGAGAGAAGGGUAAGAGCGGGGAGGGGGAGGAGAAGGAAGAGGAGGUGAUUGAUCGGGCAAAGUUUCUCAAGAUUCUCAAGCAGCAUCAGCGGCAGCUGAAGCGGCAGCUGCAGCAGCAGGCCGAGGAGAAUCGCAGAGGCCACCGGGGGAGAGGAAGGAGCAACGGGGAUUCGGAGGGGGAGGGGGAGGGAGAGGGAGACGAGAGGGACGCGGACGAGGAGGAGGAGGAGGAAGGGGAAGAAAGGGACGAAUUCGAGGAUGAGGAUGAUUUGGCUGUGUUGCGCCGGGCGUUAGAGCAUGAAAUGGAGUUGGUAGAUUCGCUGAGACGAGAGCUGGAUCAGGAACGGGCGGCGGCUGACAGUGCCGCCCAGGCUAGCAUGGAGCUGAUUCGCCGGCUGCAAGAGGACAAAGCCGCCGCCCACCUUGCCGCCCGGCAGCGGGAGCGGAUUCUGGAGGAGAAGGCGGUUUAUGAUGAGGAGAGGGUGGAGGUGCUGAGGCAGAUCAUGCAGCGGCAGCAGGAGGAGGUAGAGUGGUUGGAAGGGGAGUUAGAGCGGUGCAGAAGGCAGUUGGGGGUGUUGUGGGAGGCUGGGAUGGCUGUGAUGGGGGAGGAGGAGGGAGGAGAGGGAGGGGGGGUGGGAUGGGGAGAGGGUGGAGGGAUGGGAGGGUUUGAGGGGAUGGGAGUGGCGGGAGGAGUGGGUGGGGUUGAUGUGGACUGGGCGCAGUUGCUGGGGGAAGAGGGGGUGGCGGAUGACAUGUUAGCGGGAGGGGAGAUAGGUCAAGGGGAGAUGGGUGGAGGGGGAAUGGGUGGGGGAGAUAUGGGAGGAGAGGUGAUGGGGGAAGGGGAGAUAGGGGGAGGACAGACGGGAGUGGGAAGAGGGGGGGGGCAGGAAGACGGAGGGGGGGGCGGAGAUUUAGAGACAGGGAAGGGAGGGGAGGGGGGGGGAGGGAGGGGGCCAGGAGGAGGGAGGAGGAGGGGGGUGGGUGAUGGUGAAAAUGACAAACAACCUUUUACAUUAUUAGAUAAGGAGAAGGGCGUGAGUGGUAUGGACGUGGGGGGAUUGGACAUGGGGGUUGCAGGGAGUAUUGAAGGGGCUGAAUAUUCAAAGGAGGAUGCUGGGAUGGGUGAGGAGAGUGAGAGGGGUGGGAGGGGUGAGGGAGGUGAGUUGAUGAAAGAAGAAGCGUUUGGGUGUCAUGCGGAUGGGCUGACUUGCGGUGAGAAUGGGGAUGAGGCGUGUAGUGAGGAUGGAGGGGAGUCGCCCAUUGCUGCAGAGUUUGAAAAUGGAGGAACGGAGAAGGAAGGAGAGAAGGAGGGGAAGGGAAGGAAGGAGGAGGAGAGGUUGGUUGAGUCGGAAGAGGAGGAGAGGAAUGAGGGGACGGAUGAGGAAGGUGAGGGGAGUAAGGAGAGAAGGGAUGAUGGGGCAGGCGAGAGGGAGGAGGGGCACACGGUUGUGAAUGGAGGGAAGAUGGAGGAGGGGGAGGGGGAGGAGAUGAGGGAGGAGAAAGGGGAGACAGGGGAGGGCGAAAAGGAGGAGGCAAAGGAGGAGCGGGAGGGGAGGAUGGAGGGGCAGCGUAGGGAAGAGGAGGAAACAGUGGAAGAGUGUGAUGAUGAGGAGAAGAAAGGGGGUGAGGUGGAGGAGCAGGUGGAGGGGGAGAAAAACGAGGAGAGCGGGGAGAAGGGAGAGAGGGAGGGGGGAGAGAAAGGAGAGGAGAAGGAAAAUGAGAAAGGAGAGGAGAAGGGGGAGGGGAAGAAGGAUGAGGAAGAGAAGGAGGAGGGUGAGGAGAAAGGAGAGGAGAAAGGGGAGGAGAAUAGGGAUGAGAAGAGGGAGGAGAAGCGGGAUGAGGAAGAGAAGGAGGAGGGUGAGGAGAAUGCAGGGCUUCUGGAUGAGAAGGUGAAUGGGGAUGCGGGUGGGAAUGCGGAAGAGGAAGGUUUGCACCAUCAAGAGAAUGAUGAGCAGAAGGACUUGGGGGAAGAGAGUGUGCAAAGGAUGGGGUCGAGUGGAGGUGAAUCGGGAGACCUGGACGAAGUGUGGCGCGAGUUUGAAGCGCAGAUAGACCCCUCUGCUGCAUCAGAGCACGGAAACGCAGCAGCUGAAGGGGAGGCCUCUUUCAUGGGUGUGCCGUCGCCGCUGCCGCCUCUCUCAGUGUUUGUGACGCCAACCAAGGAGCUGCAGCGCCUCAAGAGCUCGUCUAGAGCCAGCUCUGCUAGCGCGGGGGGCUCGCCCUUAGGGUCGCCCCAUGCAGCUGUGGCUGCGAGUGGCAGUGGGAGCAGCGGGAGUGCGUUUCGCUUGCCCAGGCAACUGACGCCGAAUGACCAGAUGAAGCGCGCACGACAGGAAGAGACGAGGAAGCUUCUGGACUGCCUGACUGUGCUGGACGUGGAGAGUGAGAUGCGGCUGCGGGAGCUGGAAGGAGGGGUGCUGCCCAAGUGA
Molecule: messenger RNA, 5598 nt
Organism: Closterium sp. Naga37s-1
Lineage: Eukaryota; Viridiplantae; Streptophyta; Zygnematophyceae; Desmidiales; Closteriaceae
Source: the annotation of a GenBank genome assembly